UUUAAGCUUCUUUUCUGUGAUGUGGGAAACGCAAACAUGAGUGAUAACUGAAAAGGGGAAAGUGGGAAACCGUUCCUUUCUCGUCGCCGCUACUGACCGUGCCGCCACCGCUCAGUCGCACGCUCCACUCUCCAGUGAUCAACAACAUCCAACUUUACUUGCAAGAUGGGAGAGCUGGUUUCUGAGAAACAUGUUCGAUAUAUAUUAUCUGUUGAAAAGAGGAAAGAUAAUUUUGAAUCGGUGGUGAUGGAGCAUCUGAGAAUGAAUGGGGCAUACUGGGGAUUGACUGCUCUGGAUCUGCUGGGGAAGCUGCACACUGUGGAUGUUGAUGAGGUUGUUUCAUGGGUGAUGAGUUGUCAGGAUGAGUCAGGGGGAUUUGCUGGAAAUGUUGGACAUGACCCACACAUCUUGUAUACGCUUAGCGCUGUGCAGGUGUUGGCUCUCUUUGAUAAGCUGGAUGCUAUUGAUGUAGAUAGGGUGACAAAUUAUAUUGUCAGCCUCCAAAAUGAAGAUGGGUCUUUUUCAGGGGAUACGUGGGGUGAAGUUGAUACACGGUUUUCAUAUAUUGCUAUUUGUUGUCUAUCGAUAUUACGUCGCUUGGAUAAAAUCAAUGUGGAGAAGGCUGUGAAGUACUUUAUAAGUUGCAAAAACAUGGAUGGUGGUUUUGGUUGCACACCUGGUGGAGAAUCUCAUGCUGGACAAAUUUUCUGUUGUGUGGGGGCGCUUGCUAUAACUGGGUCACUAGAUCUUGUUGACAAGGACCUACUUGGUUGGUGGUUAUGCGAGCGACAAGUUAAAUCUGGAGGUCUGAAUGGGCGUCCUGAGAAGCUCCCUGAUGUGUGCUACUCAUGGUGGGUUCUUUCUAGCCUGAUCAUGAUUGAUAGGGUUCAUUGGAUCAGUAAGGAGAAACUUAUAAAGUUCAUCUUAGACUGCCAGGACACGGAGAAUGGUGGAAUUUCAGAUAGGCCAGACGAUGCUGUGGAUGUCUUUCAUACUUACUUCGGGGUGGCUGGUCUUUCACUUCUUGAAUAUCCAGGAUUGAAACCGAUAGAUCCAGCUUAUGCUUUACCUGUUGAUGUAGUAAAUCGAAUCUUCUUUAGUAAGUAAAGACACAAAAUCCAGCGACACCUAUCCAGGACAUAGUCUGGAGUUUAGACUCAUCCUCUAUGAAAACUAUUGUGUUUCUUGAAACAAAAAUGUAUGAAUCUUAGGACAAAGAAAUUCAUGCUAGAUAUUGAUUAAUGAAUCGAAAGUGGCUUUUAGACGAAAAUUCGCGAACACAUGUAUACCGUUCAAUCCAAUAAUUGAUAUCAUCAUGUGAUUGAUUUUUUAUGA
Lotus japonicus is the source of this 1335-nucleotide messenger RNA. Its product is annotated as geranylgeranyl transferase type-2 subunit beta 1-like. Gene Ontology annotation, cellular component: Rab-protein geranylgeranyltransferase complex. Lineage: Eukaryota; Viridiplantae; Streptophyta; Magnoliopsida; Fabales; Fabaceae. The record is from RefSeq and is a predicted model, not a curated record. The transcript is spliced from 10 exons. Gene Ontology annotation, molecular function: Rab geranylgeranyltransferase activity. Gene Ontology annotation, biological process: protein geranylgeranylation. Bases 166 to 1107 code for a protein of 313 amino acids.